Pyricularia grisea is the source of this 1707-nucleotide messenger RNA. RefSeq lists its product as uncharacterized. NCBI's taxonomy places the organism in Eukaryota, Fungi, Ascomycota, Sordariomycetes, Magnaporthales, Pyriculariaceae. The transcript is spliced from 2 exons. The record is from RefSeq and is a predicted model, not a curated record. Gene Ontology annotation, molecular function: RNA helicase activity; nucleic acid binding; ATP binding. The coding region runs from base 1 to 1707 and encodes 568 amino acids.
AUGGUUAAAAUAAAAUCUUCAAGGCAGCUCGUCAGCAUGACAAAGGAUUCCUCAUCAAGGCAUCCCGCAUUCGAAGCACGUUCGUCCGAUAGUGACACCUCUGAUGAGGAAUCGGAUCAUCUCGAUGCCAUCAGCUCUCGCAAGAAGCGCAAGCUUUCAGCGGACUUUAGCCAAGAUGAAGAGGACGAUGAUCAGGAUGAUCAGGAUGAGAGCGACGAUGACGAUGAGGAUGAGGAUGAGGUUGACGGCAAAAAGCAACAGCCAGCCGCAAAGCCUACUCUCACAUUCAAUGCACCGUCCCGUAUCAAACGUCAGCCUGCCAAGGGAGAUUCUGAGAGAAUAGCAAAGGGGCAGCCUGUCACUGAUGCUGAGAUGGAAGAUGCAGUUCAGAGUAUUGCCCAAGCGGCAGGCAAGAAAAGAAUCCUGGCUCCAACAGACCAGAACACCACAUUCGAGUCUCUUGGUGUAGAGCCAUGGCUUGUUCAGUCUCUAGCAAACUUGGCCGUCAAGAGGCCGACCGGAAUCCAGAAGGGAUGCAUUGCUGAAAUCCUCAAGGGGCGCGACUGCAUAGGCGGCAGUCGAACUGGUUCCGGAAAGACGAUUGCCUUUGCCGUGCCUAUUCUGCAAAAAUAUGCUCAGGAUCCGGAGCUUGCCCUUCAAAUUUAUGAGCAGUUCAAGGCCGUGUCCUCACCGCACGUGCUAAAAGCCGCCUUGAUAAUAGGUGGCUCCGACAUGCGAUCGCAAGCAAUUGCUCUGGCCCAGCGGCCGAGUAUUGUAAUUGCUACCCCCGGUCGGCUGGCAGAUCACAUUCGAUCAUCAGGCGAAGACACAAUUUGUGGACUCCGCAGAGUAAAAUUUCUCGUCCUGGACGAAGCCGACCGGCUGCUGUCCUCCAAAGGGCCCGGAAGCAUGCUACCGCACAUCGACGAAUGCAUGGCCGUCUUGCCGCCCCCCGAGGAUCGUCAGACGUUACUGUUUACGGCCACGGUGACACCCGAGGUCCGCGCGCUCAAGGAGAUGCCGACGCGGCCAGGCAAGGAGCCUGUGCAUGUCUGCGAGGUCGACACACAGGUCCUGGCUAUUCCGGACUCGUUGAAGCAGUCGUAUAUCCAGCUGACGGUGACACACCGGGAGCACUUCCUGCAUGAAUUUCUUCUUACAGAUGCCAACGCGGAGCGGUCUAUUAUCAUUUUUGUCAAUCGCACAAGCACAGCCCAGUUCCUCCACCACUUACUGCGGCUUCUGGACCACCGCGUCACGUCUCUGCAUUCUAAACUGCGUCAGCAACAGCGUAUCGACAACUUGGGCCGGUUCCGCGCAUCAGCAGCCCGCAUUCUGGUUGCGACGGAUGUCGCGUCCAGGGGUUUGGAUAUUCCCGAGGUUUCGGUGGUGGUGAACUACGAUCUUCCACGGGAUCCGGAUGACUAUAUCCACAGAGUCGGACGUACAGCACGUGCCGGCCGCAAGGGUGAAGCGGUCAACUUUGUAGGGCAGAGAGACGUCGAGCUUGUCCUAGCCAUAGAAAAGAGGGUCGGUCGGCCUAUGGAGAAAUGGGAGGAGGAGGGUGUCAACCUCGAAACCAGAGUGAUUCGCGACUCUCUGAAGCUCGUCUCUGAAAAGAAGAGGGAGGCCCUGUUGAAUAUUGAAGAGAACAGGGAGGUCGGUGGACGGAGAAAAAGACAGAAGCUCAAGUUGGGGGCGGUAUAA